This is a messenger RNA of Pogona vitticeps (central bearded dragon), 2520 nucleotides long. Lineage: Eukaryota; Metazoa; Chordata; Lepidosauria; Squamata; Agamidae. The record is from RefSeq and is a predicted model, not a curated record.
GCCCAGUUUAAUGGAGGAGAAAUGAGGCAGUCUUCCCCUUCUCCAUCUUCAAGUGAUCGCCGCCGACAGCUCCGGGCACCAGGGGGAGGCUUCAAACCCAUCAAGCAUGGUAGCCCUGAAUUCUGUGGAAUCCUGGGGGAAAGAGUGGAUCCAACUAUCCCACUUGAAAAACAAAUCUGGUAUCACGGAGCAAUCAGUCGGACAGAUGCAGAAAACCUCUUGCGGUUGUGUAAAGAAUGUAGCUAUCUUGUGAGGAACAGUCAAACCAGCAAGCACGACUAUUCACUUUCAUUAAAGAGCAACCAAGGGUUUAUGCACAUGAAGUUGACGAAAACCAAAGAGAAAUACAUUUUGGGCCAGAAUAGCCCUCCCUUUGAAAGUGUGCCAGAAGUGAUCCACUACUACACAGCAAAAAAACUCCCAAUAAAAGGAGCUGAACAUUUGUCACUCCUUUAUCCUGUGGCUGUCCGGACCUUAUAAUUGCUCUGACCCAUGCUCCUUCCUGUGGAUUGGAGGUGAGGGGUGAAGCGGCAGCAGAAAGUGCAUCGGCAGUCUCUUCCGCCAAGUUGAUUGGAGCAGAAGAGAUGCCCAGUUCUGCCUUUCAGAAGAUGCAGACUGAGGUUUAGUAGUAAGAACAGAAUCAUUGCACUACUUUGCAUGUCCCUGUGUGAAAAUGUUGGUUAUUUAUAUGAAAGGAGAUGGCAUUCAGAAAUGGAAGAAAUGCUGCAUCUUCUCGGACUCUCCCACCACCUACGCACACACGCACCCUGCGAAUGGAAAAAUCUGCCAAAUCCAAAGAAUGGCCUUCCAACGUCUCUGCCUCUGACCAAGAGCCUGUCCUCCUCUUACCUGUGGAGGAUCAGGGGUCAGGAUAAUCUUCCAUGUGCCCAAAUAGAGUCUGCAAAUGGCCAACAAACUCUGUCAUGUGAGGCUAAAAGGCACCUGGCCCAUUGCCCUUGCUCAGCACAGAAGACCUGGGAACUUUGUGUUAUGCGCCCGUUCCAAAAUUUAUAUUGACUUUUUCAUGCACAUUUUAAUUCAACCUGAGGAUCCCGCCCUUCCUUUUUGGUCACAAUGAUGAUGUAAUUUGAAUUUCAUUUCGCAAUGUCAAAAAGUAUUCAAUUAUUUAUGAAUAGGGUAUGUGAUUAAAUAGUGGUUUAAUAUAUAUAUAUAUUUUUAUCCCCUUCUCUCCUUUUUUUGGUACAAUAGUAAAGCUCAAAGGGUUUUCUGUGCUGAUUCCUAGAUUUAAAAGGCAGCAAGCCAGUUCCGUUUUCUGUUGUGUGUGUACAGUGUCAGUGAAGUUGGUUCAGUGAUUUGUGGGGAGGGUGUGGGAUCCGUGUGGUGAGGGUUGAUGUUUACAUGACCAGAUUUCAGACCUAACAAGGCUUCUUCAGGGCAGGCUUCCUCAAGCUGAAGACAGCACCUGUGCAGAUAGUUCUCCCUGCGUAGAUAGAUAUCCAGUGGGCUAGAGUGUUUUACCUCAGGGACGUGAGGCAAGCACAGAAAGAACAGCUGUCUUCUGCUUCUCCAGCAGAGGUGAACAAAUAGGUCAUGCAGGAAAAUGUAAGCCAGGGCUACUUUUUGCUUCCCUCUCAUGCAAGAGGGAAAAGCCUAUCAUGCACAAAGGUAUGGUUAGCAAUUGUUCUGCUCCUGCCUUCCUAACAAGCUGGAAUAACUGCAAUCAAAGGCUCUCUUGCCCUUGACCACAUAACUGCAGUUGGGCUUCUACCUCACCGGUGAAGUGUAGGUCCCUGCUUCCUCUUUGGCUAGCUCUUGGGUGUGUGAGGAUUUUGUGCCUCCUGGGCCAAAAACUUGGCCAAAUCUAAAGGAAGGGCAGCUGAAACCAGUGCCCACCAUCAGGUUCCUUUCUCCCUUUUACUAGCCUCCAAAAUAACUAUUCCCGUGACCUGACAUGAUUAUGGUGUUUUCCUAUCAGCAGCAUCCAGUGACGUAGAUCAUCAUGAGGAAAAUGUGCACCAUAACAUUGUGAGAGGGCAGUUAGUUGUACUCAACCUCAGCACUGGGCUGUUGUUUUCAAUGGUGGACACAAUUUUACUUCUGCUCAAUGGCCUACUGUGACAAGGGGAUCCCAAUGAAGCCUGACCCUGUGUCCCAACUUUACUCUCUCCGCAACACUGUGUGUGCAUUUCUCUGUUAGAGAUCUGUGUCAAGAUUCAGACUAUGAAUCUUUCACUCUUGGUUUGGUUCUACAUUUGCAAUAAGGCUGUGAAAUUAACCCACUGUUUUUUGCUGGGCUGUUUUUCAAACAUACAACUUCAUUUAUGUGCUGGUUUAAAAAGUGUAAUGGAAUAAUCAUUACUCCAAUGCCUAUGUAAAAUAACUGCUUCGUUGUACUGUACAAUGUGAAAAGAAGUCCUCAGAUGAUCUGGACUUAUAAAUAGUAUCUUUGUUGCCUGAUUCAUUUUAGCCUCAUGCAGACCAGUAUUUAAUCUGGUACUAAUUCCAGCAUUGUGAUUUACCUGUUUGAGGACAAAAAAUAAAUAAAUCUGUAAAAACGAA